Messenger RNA from Cyphellophora attinorum, 693 nucleotides. RefSeq lists its product as uncharacterized. The record is from RefSeq and is a predicted model, not a curated record. Bases 1 to 693 code for a protein of 230 amino acids. The transcript is spliced from 2 exons. Lineage: Eukaryota; Fungi; Ascomycota; Eurotiomycetes; Chaetothyriales; Cyphellophoraceae.
AUGAAGGCGACCACAUCCAUGAUGGUCUCGGCUCUUAGCCUUACCACUAUAGCGUCUGCUCGCACCAUCAACAGAAUCCGCUCUUCAACCCAUUCCCAGGAGAUUUCGUAUCCAGUCACAACCAAUCAGGCCUUCGAGCUGGAUGUCACGACCGACAAGCUCGGCCUCAGCGACUACUACUCGCGCGAAGAUGGCUUCAUCUUUGUCAACAUCGAUCCCACCAACAACAUCGCCUCAGCUGCCGUACGAAGUGUCAAGAACGACGUCACCUGCACGCUGAAAGAUGUCCGCGGCUACGUUAUCCGCUCAUUCGGCGGUGUCGGAGGCCAGCAAGAGUACGUCCGCCAGCCCUGGGAGGAAGACCACGCAGCUAUCCCAGUCAGCGACAUUAUUCCCCGACAGGUAGGGCGGCCGUUCGAGAUGGACCUGAUGUAUGCCACCGCAGGUGUACAGGAUUUCUAUAGCCGUGAGGAUGGCUUCAUCCGAGCGGAUGUGUUAGCCGGUGACAAGUUGACGGGUGCUGCUGUUCGAAGUAUCGAGGGUGACGUUGUUUGCACUAUCAAGGAUGCGGAGGGUUACCAAGUCAGGAAGUUUGGAGGCGAGCAUCCUCAGCAAAUCGAGCUGAGCGAGUAUGAGGGAUUGAAGGCGAAGACUGUUGGUUGCUACUUCCCUGGCCAGGAGCCCUCCAUCUGA